This is a messenger RNA of Pelobates cultripes (western spadefoot toad), 26701 nucleotides long. NCBI's taxonomy places the organism in Eukaryota, Metazoa, Chordata, Amphibia, Anura, Pelobatidae. The record is from the annotation of a GenBank genome assembly.
AUUGGGUAUAAAGAAGGGCAGGUAGAGCCCUCCAUCACUACCCCCUCUCCACAGUCCAUUAACUUCUCCUUUGCAUGUUUUGUCUGCUGUUGGCAGUGUGUCCGGAGAAUGAACAGCUCCCUACACAUGUGAAGGUGGAGGACGACAAUCUACACAGCAAGGACCACUCUCAGCCGGUGAAUAAUGACAUGCAUAGACACCAUGCAGAUGGUGAAUAUCCAGGAACAAUGCUGUUUGUGCAUAGCAUUGUGUGAUACACCCAGAUAGGCUAAUCACGGAGGAACAUGCUAAUUUAUGAUGAAGAAUAGAGACUUAAAUUAUUCGAGGGGGGGAGGGGGCUCAGUAUCUCCCUAUCUCCCUAAAUCAACAGCCAUUUAUAAUUAAUACAAAGUGAUUUAUUUUUAUCAGUAUUUAUAUUACGGUAUAUAAAGAAUUGCUUAAGUUACAUUUAGAUUCCCCUCUGAAUUUACUCGCAUACUGUGUAGCCAGGGAAUUCACUCCUUUUUUUUUUUUUUUUUUUUUGUGUAAGAACUCUUUCUGAUAGUUUAUGUAAAAUCUCCUUUCCUCGAGUCUCAAUGGAUGACAUUGUGUACAGUCCUGUUAAAUUUCAGCUCAGCAGAGCUUACUUUGUCCUUGUGAUUUUGUAUAGUGUUACAUACCCUGGAAGGUUUGCUUUUUGUUUCUGUCACUAGAAAAUUUGUAGUUUGCUUCUAUAUGUUUCACCAGUUUCAUGGGUGACGCUUCUUAGAGUUAUUUACAUGGAACUCCUACUUCCUAGGAAGCAUGGCUUACAGCUAUACCGGUAUAAUCUUACCCACAUAAAGGAUUAGAGGCACACUGCACUGCCCCAAUACAAAAUAAAUAAAAAUUACUGUUUAGUAGAUCUACCCCAAAAUAAAACAUGCAUUUAUUCAUUCAGGUAUAACUAAAAACUGCUUGCAACAGUUGCAGGUCUGCCUGUGCAAGUCCUCCUCUUCUAAUCAGACUUUCUGUGUCUGUCCAAUCACAGACCCAAUGCAGCUCAAUAAGAGUUCUUUGCAAGGCAGGUGCUCUGGGUAAUUGUUGUCUCUUGAGUUUAUCUCCACUGAGCUAAACAAACCAGGAAGUAAUGGGACUGGUGUCUGAUUGACAGCCAGGGGGGUGUAACCAGUUUAAUUUAUAAAAGUGCCAAUUCCUACUCUAAUCUGCACUUUUUGCAAAAUGAAAUAAAGAGGACACACUCUUCACACAUAAAGCUUUUCAGCGAGAUAGAGUGCCCCAGGGGUCCGUGGUGUCCCUUUUAGUAAGACUGUAAUAGAUUGAAGCAGAGAUCCUGCCUCACAUGUUAUUUUCCAUCUCUGUACAGGCUUACCAGUGAUUGUCGACGUGAGGGGCAACAUUAAAGAUGAACCAAUGGAGGAAGAGUUUUAUUGGAACACGGACCGUUCAGAGACAGUUGGUGAGUGCGACAGAAACAUUUCCUCCAUGAGGAAUGAAUUUAUCUUCAUUUUCUUCUAAAUAUAAGUACCGGUAUAUAUUUAUAAAUAUAGAUCUUGCUUUGCUAAGUUUGUUUUUUGUGUGUGUUUGUGUGUAAUCUGGUUUUAUUAAAAUAAAUAAAAUCCUUUAUAAAUACUUCGAACAAUAUAAUAAACAUGAUAUUAAAUAUAAAGGUGAAACCCUAUAACAGCUUAAUCUUCCCAAAGAUGGGACGGAAGGGAGAUCACAUAAAGCUCUGUGAUGCUGGGAUUUUUGUCCUCUUGACAGGUUUUGCAGACAGUGAACGUCUUACGGAUGUGAAAAUGGAGGAUGAGAAGCCAAAUGCUGAGAAUAAUGAAAUCUGCACAGAUCCAGCCGAGGGUGAGUAACUAACAAAGCGAAAAUGGAGAGAGCAGGAGGGAACGAAGCGGAGCACUGCCUGUGUAGGAAUCUCAAAGCACGUAAGCAGAGUUCAUUUAGAGCAGUUACCACUGAAUGAGGUCCCUAGCUUCUCAUUGUUCCGCACCGAUUGGAGAUGUGGCUAUGGCAAAGAUUACACACUUCCUUCUAACCAUACCAAUUCAUACCAGCAACGAGUGCGGUGAUAGGCUGAAAGCAGUCACCUGGACACUCUCAGCCAAUCACAAUCACAACCAUUAGCCCAAACACCAUAGGAAUGGGCUGCUGGGGGCUCUCAUUUAGCAUUGACCAUUAAAAGCUAUUUAACACUGAAAGGAAGGCUGGGAGGUGAACCGGUUUGAGUGCCAACAACAUCGAGGCCGGCUCACUGUAUCCUUUAGGGAAGACCGUUACUGCCAUACUGAAGACAGCUAGAGAGCUCGGGACCUGCAGGAACGUGUAUUUUUGUUGAAUUUCUGGUCAGCUAUUCAGAGUGUGUAUCAGAAAUCAUAGUUUAAUUCUACUGAGUGCCUGAUUUCUCUCCCGCUGCUGUGAUAGUUUGUUUUAUCGAUCGCUUUUGCAGAGAGUGAACGUCUUUUUACGAAUGUGAAGAUGGAGGAUGAGGACCUUCCAAACCCAGUGAACAAUGAAAUCUGCACAGAUCCAGCCGAUGGUGAGUAUCCUCUUUUUAUUUCCAGUGAGUGGGAAACAAGGAAAAAAGUUAAAUAAAAAACUCACAUAUGGAAAAAGUAGGAAGGAAAGGGAUUGAGAAUUGCAUCCAUAUUCUAAUUGAACUGAGUUUAUUACUGUAGCGGCCACACCUAAAGAAGAGGGGAUUCCGCCGCCAGAGAUGUCCUUUCAACCUUGUAUGAGUAAUGCUGUAGUAUUCCCAAGCCGUAAUCCAAGCUGUAAUGAAGCAGGUAUAGCGGUUCCCUACAAGCAUGAGACGAGGCUCUGUGUUGAGGGUAAAGCUAAAUUAGUUUAAUGGCAGCCACAAUUGACCUUAUAUGCAACUCCUCAAUUAAGGGGUUUCCUGAUACAUAUUGUAGCGGAGCUGCGAUAUUAAAUCCCAAGAUCUCCGCUGGUAUAGAAGGUAAUCCAAACUAAAGCGCUGGAAAAGAAGGCAAUAUCCCAAAUCCCCCCCAGAGUCAACUGACAAUUUUAUUCACGACUCCAGGAGUCAACUGACAAUUUUAUUCACGGCUGUUAGCCUAUGCAUGCUCUCUAUUCUAAAACACACAAAUACAUUUUUACACCAGGUUAACACAGCUAUUUCAGACAACCUUUAAAUGUUUUGCAAUAUGACCUAAAGUGGCUCCCCCAGAACCAAGCCGGCAUACACAGUCUGAUCCCAACGGAUCGGCUUGGGGAUGUCCGGAGGAGUACUCGCAGAUCAUUUCUCAAGGUCAGUCUGUCUAGAUAACCUGUCUGCGAAUAGUGAAGUCAAAAGGCUGCAGCACCAAACUCCACCGCAGCAGCCUGGCAUUGUCCCCCGCCACACGGUUCAGCUACACCAACGGGUUGUGAUCUGUGAGUAAGGAGAAUGGUUGUCCAUAUAAAUAAGGUUGUAACUUUUUGAGGGCCCACACCACGGCCAGGCAUUCUUUCUCAAUGGUGGCGUAGCUCACUUCACGGGGUAAUAACCUUCGGCUUAAGUAAGCUACGGGAUGUUCUCCGCCAUCUGCUCCAACUUGGCUCAGCACUGCUCCCAGUCCAAACAUUGAAGCGUCUGUGUGGACAAGAAAUCGUUUAGUUGGAUCAGGAGCAGCAAGUACAGGUGCAUUGGUUAAAGCAGUCUUGAGUUGUUGGAACGCCUUAUCACACUCUGGGGCCCAGAUGACCUGUCGAGGAAGGUUUUUGUGGGUCAAGUCAGCCAGGGGUUUGGCCAGGGCACUAUAAUUGGGUACGAAUUUUCGGUAGUACCUUGCAGUACCCAGGAAGGCUAGCACUUGGGUUUUUGUCCGGGGGAUAGGCCACUUAGCUACUGCUUCAAUUUUUGCUGGUUCAGGCUUUUGCUGUCCACAACCUUCCCGGUGCCCCUGGUACUGUACCUCUGCCAUUUCUAUGUGACACUUGCUGGGCUUUAGCAUCAACCCUGCCUCUCCGAUACGGUCAAUGGCUGCUCCAAUAUGUCGCAGGUGGUCUGACCAGGUCUGGCUAUAGAUGGUGAUUAUAAUCCAGGUAUGCACAUGCAUACUUCUGAAACCCAUCCAGUAGCCGAUCCACCAUCCGUUGAAAGGUAGUCGGAGCGUUUUUCAUCCCGAAUGGCAUGACGCGAAACUGAUACAAGCCAAACGGGGUGACAAACGCCGACUUGGGGAUGGCAUCCUCGGCUAGUGGAAUCUGCCAGUACCCAUUGCAUAAAUCUAUUGUAGUAAGGUACUGGCCUCGUGACAUUUUGUCUAGCAGCUCGUCUAACCGGGGCAUCGGGUAGGCAUCAGACACUGUUUUGUCAUUUAGCCUCCGGUAGUCUACACAAGAGUGCCGUCCUUCUUGGGUACCAGCACAUAUUCACGUGGAGCAUGUGUCUCUUCCCUGUUCCUGAGCAGGGGCCAAUCACAUAGGUGGUGUCACAUCUCUGUUCCACCACCUGGUAUAGGCCUUGCCAGAUGGCCUGCAGCUUGUCAUUGCGAACAGGUUUUAAAAUCAAAACUUUCUGUCCCACGUGAAAUCUGCGGUCUCUGGCUCCCCUAUCAUACCAGCGGCGCUGGCGUUGUUGGGCCGCCUGGAGGUUGGUCAGUACGGUCUGGGUUAGUGCCUCCAAGUGGUCCCUGAGCUCCUUGCACCCUUCUCCCAAACAGUAGUUCAAAAGGAGAAAAGCCUGUGGACUCUUGAGGUACCUCUCUGUAAGCGAAUAGCAGAUGGGGUAGGAAUCGCUCCCAGUCCUUAUAGGCCUCUCCACAGGUACGGAGCAUCUGCUUUAACGUCCCAUUAAACCUUUCACAUAGCCCAUUAGACUGCGGGUGGUACGCAGAGUUCACGAUAGGUUUAAUGCCACAUAUUCUCCAUAGUUGGGUCACCUCGGCCGUGAACUGCAUACCACUAUCCGAUAUGAUCUCCUGGGGGAACCCCACUCGGGAGAAUACUUUCAUUAAGGCCCCGGCCACUGUCUCGGCGUGGAUAUUAGAGAGGGCUACUGCUUCGGGGUACCGGGUGGCGUAGUCUACUAUGGUCAAGAUAUAUCUCUUGCCGCAGGGACUGGGUUUUGGUAAGGGCCCUACUAUAUCUACGGCCACUCUACUAAAUGGUUCGUCUAUGGUGGGCAUAACUUGACCUUGGGCCGGUCACCCCUCUUGCCUACUCGUUGACAGAUGUCACAUGUCUGGCAGUACUGCCGCAUGUCCUUGAAUGUAACCGGACAGAAAAAGGCGUGGGUCAAGCGGUAUCGGGUGCGAGUCAUCCCCAGAUGCCCAGACAAGGGGAUGUCGUGAGCGAUCCGAAGAAGUUCCUGUCUAUAUUUCUGGGGGACCACUAGCUGUCUAGUAGUCACAUUCACAGAUCCCCCCCCACUACCCUUUCAGAAAUGUGGUACAGUAACCCCUUUUCCCAGGUAUACUGUUCUCCCUCUAAUCCGGCCUGGUCGGAGAUCACCCUAUCCCUGUAUACUUUUAACGUAGGGUCUAUCUGAACCUCAGCCUCAAAUUCAGUCGGGGUAUCCCAGGUAACACGGGUCGUAGGAGGGUCCCUGUCUUUUUUACCUGAGCCUCAGUGUGGCAAACCUAGCCACUUGGACAAUAACUAGAGACUGUGCCUUUAAGGGUUGCCUACAGGUCUGGAGACAUAUGUGUUUUAUUCUUAUGUACGUGCUUGAUGUAUUUCUGUGGAGACUGUAAUUACCUGUGUCGCCGAAUGCCAAUGGCGGUUUGUAUGGGGAUUCUCGUUCGUUGCACGAACGGCCCUCCAAAGUGCCGUUCGUGAAACGAACGCGAUACCCCCUAAUAGCCCACACACUUAGAGGCGUAUGGCGCUAGUUAACCGAUUGCAACAAUGUUGCAAUCGGUAAUUAGAGGCUCUCCUGGGUGGCCGUCGUUCGACUACCGACCAUGCGGCGGUCGGCCAUCUUGGAUCCUUUGUUCCUCAGCGGGUCCGUGUUGUCGAACGCAUAGCAUUACCAAUAGCUAUUCGACGGCACGAACACCGCUGAGCCUCCAGGACGUUCGGGAGUUUCAGAACCAGGUUCACUAAAAGUAAUCGGUUCUUUUCGUGUGUUUUGAAAGAAAUGUGUUUUCUGUGCGGCGUUCGGUUAUUUUAGCUGGGAUCUGAGCGGCAAUCUCACGAAUGAUGCGCCCAGACCCCAGCUAUCUACCGAACGUCCAUUCGUGUAAAUCUACCGUGUAUUUUAAGAGUUAUAGAUUUUUGUAUGAAUUGCCGGUUCUGCUGCACGAGGGGAUAAUCCCCUUAACGGUGCAUUCUGGGAGGAGGAUCCCUCUCGUGCAGCGGUGCCUGAUGGGAGAAAUAUGUUAUACUGUAAGUCCCCCAUGUAGUCCCCUCUGGGAGUGCCCCUGGGAAGGGACUCAGGAAACCCCUUGCAUGGGGACUUGUAUAAAUUGUCUUGCCGAUUAAAAGGUUGUCAGUUGACUCCCAAAACUGUGUCUCGUCCGGUUAUUGGGAGGUUGGGGAUAUUGCCUUGGUGUUUUCAGCGCUUGACUGUGGAUUCGUUUCUGGACCAGCGGAAUUCGUGGAUUUAAUAUUGGCAUUCCGCUACACUCAGAGUGCGCUGCUGGAGCCGUGGUGCGAGCCUGUUGCCUGGUGGUUACUGGGUGAGCCUCUUGGAGUGGAGCUUGAGGAAUAAUGGCGGAAGUCAUUCGACCCAGGUCGUUUCCCAAUACGACAUCCGCUGGCAGUUUCUACAUCAGGCCCACCUCUACCAUGCCCUCCCCAACACCCCAAUUCAAAUGUACUUUUGCAGUGGGUAAUCUGUAUACCGCUCCCCCUGCUACUUGCACUGCUACAGAUCUGCCGGUGUGUGCGGAGCCUGGAUCCAAAUGAGGGGCUACCAGAGUCAGAGUGGCUCCCGUAGCCCUUGGACCUCUUUCCCUUCCAGGGUUACUUGCUGGCGAUGGUGUUGCCUGUUGUCUGUGGCUUGUACCGACAUCACAUCGUGUAGUAUCCCCAGGGGCUCUAUAGUCUGAUUAAAGAGUAUCUCCUGGGUUGCUGGCUCCGCCUGGUAGUGGUGGGCUUCUGCUCUUGGUGCUGGAUUCUGCCGUACCUGGAUCCAUGCUUGGCGGCUCCGGUUCUGGGUACACUCUCUCGUCAUGUGGCCACAUUGUUUGCACGUAUGGCACUGUAUAUUCGCUCUGCCAUUAUACCUGGAUGGUGGAGUGUGCCCCCCCCCGGGGUUGGCCGGAAUGGGUUUGCUGUAGGUGCAGUUGGGGUAGCUGUAUGAGGUUGAGCGGUGGGUCGAGGGUACCCUCGGUUGAGGUUACUGUGAUGCCUCCUGGCGUCAUAGUGCUGGUCUGCUAGUCUUGCAGCUUCUGUUAGGGUGAGGGGUUUUCUAUCUCUCACCCAUUCCUGUGCCUCUGGGGACAGGCCAUUGAAAAACUGUUCUAACAGCAGCAAUUGCCGGAACUCCUCCAUGGUGGUUGCUUGACUGGCUUGUAUCCACCCCUGGGAGGCUUGGUCCAGUUUGUGGGCCCACUCUGCAUGGGAAUCUUUCUCUGGUUUACGCAACCCUCGAAACUUGCGCCGGUAUGCCUCUGGGGUAAUGGCGUAUCUUUCCAGUAUAGCCUGUUUUACCCGGGCAUAAUCUUUACUGUCCUCCCUGGGUACAGCCCGAUAGGCUUCGGCUGCCCGACCUGAAAGUUUGCCUGCCAGUAAAGGUACCCACACUGCCUGCUCCAAAUCAUGCAAGUCACAUAGCCUCUCAAAGUCUUGUAGAUACCCAUCAAUCUCGUCUUUCUCUUCACUGAACAUUUUAAACGCAUGGUAUGGUGUAGCGGAUAGCACCAGGCGACCCUACAAAUAUACUGUAUAUACCUGCAUUCGUGUAUCUGCUGUGUUUUUCUAUGUAUUAAAGAGAAUUGUAUUCCUCUGAUUGUUCGGUAGUUUCAUUCCCUUAGUUUAUUCGAAUGAAACUACCGAACAACCAGACCUCCCCUGUGUGAAGUGUGUCCUCAAUUACCUGUUGCAACAUUGUUGCGAACGGGUAAUUGAACAGUAAGUAGCCGUCCUUUGUUCUCGGGGGUGGCCGCCAUUCGACAAACGAACACGUGGCGGCGGCCAUUUUAAAACUCCCGAACAGCGGUGUUUUGCCGUCGAGUGUCUGGAACUAAAAUCGGACACUCGAGUAGGCGAACACCGCUGAGACCUCCACAGCCCUGGUCCGUUCGGUUCCAAACUACCGAACGGCCCCUCGUUCGGUAGAUAGAAAAUACCGAACGAGGGGAUUCAGGCGAACCCUCCCUAGCCUCUAUAGCUAGAGGUUUUCGUGUAUUUUAUUCCCUUAUGCCAGGACCGACCGCAGGGCCCAUUCACAUGGAACCGGAUUCGGCUAUCUCAGUUCGUGCGGUCGGUCAUUUUAUUCCCUCCAUACUUUUCCCGAACCCCUGGUCUGAUCUGGGUGAUUUUUGGAUAUGUUGGUCACCCAGAUCAGGGGUAUCCGGGGAUGUAGGAUUUAAAGAGGUACCCCUACGUUUAGGGGUACAUCCAGAAACGGGGGGAAUUGGUGUGCUGGAUAAGGGGAUUAUGAUGCUGGCUGAGGGGAGGAGAUGUGUGGGAGGUUACCAGGACAGGAUUGGCUACUGUAAUAAUUACUGUAAAUCCCUCCCUUGCAUGGGAGCAUGCUUUAUAAGGAGACUGUGAUUAAAGGCUUUCAGUUAUGCUCCUGAAACUGUGUGUCGUCCAGUUAUUGGGAUUGCUGUUGGGAUAUUGCUGUAUUUUACCUGCUGGAAGCCUUGCCUGUGGAUUUACUAUUUACUUGUUCCUGAGUCCCACUUGGAUUAUAAGCGGAGAUAACCUGGGUAAUAUUGCAUCUCCGCUACAUUGGUUGGCAGCGGUGGGAUCCAGACUCACAGAGGAACAAGCCUAAAUGGAGUACGGAUGGAGAUUGAUUUUGCAACACUAAAACGCUCCACGCUAAAAGACCUUCUGGAGGCAAGGGGUAUACAAGCCAGCAAUAAGACAAAAGCGGUACUCAUUACUGAACUGAUGGCGGAGUACCGAAUGGACAGCGAUUUGGUUCCCGAACAGGGGAAUUCGGGAGAAACACCGGAACAAAGGGAGUUCCAGAGGCAGGUACAAUUUCGGCUGUCUUUCUAUGGGGAACACCCUCCAACAGAGAUUGUUUGUUUCAAAAACGAUGACGGAGGUCCAGGAAUUUAUACUGAGGAGUCAAACAGCGGCCCCAGAACGCAGCUCUGCAGUAAAUAUGCCACAAGAAGGUAAGCCUAAAAUACCAUACCAGGCUUUUAAAACAUAUGUGGAGGCAGAGGAAGAUAUAGACGCUUUCCUGCAAGAUUUUGAGAGACUGUGUGCACUGCAUAGAAUCAGCGCAGAGGACUGGGUACCUAUUUUGGCAGGGAGGUUAACUGGGAGGGCAGCUGAGGCAUACCGUACUGUACCUAAUGAAGAAAUACGGAAUUACAACAAAGUGAAAGAAAUUAUAUUGGCCAGGUAUGCUAUAACACCAGAAGCAUACCGGCGGAGAUUCAGGGAUUUAAAGAAGGUGGAGAAAGACUCACACGCAGAGUGGGCAUGCAGACUACAACGAGCAGUCUUGGGGUGGGUGCAAGUGAGCAAGGCACGGUCUAUGGAAGAUGUAUUGCAAAUGGUACUGCUGGAGCAAUUUUAUGAAGGAGUAACCAGCGAGGUACAGGAGUGGGUAAGAGACAGAAACCCUACCUCCCUUACCGAAGCAGCCAGGAAGGCAGACGAGUACCUGGAUGCACGCAGGCAGCAAAAACCUGCAGCUCCAAAAGUACCUUUUAAAACCUUUGGGGGGAACAACUACACGCCAGCUCUACCAAGACCACUGCCACCACCCCCACCGCCCGCUGCACAGCCACGUUUCCGCCAGCCCACGUCGGGCCCUUGCCACCACUGCCAGAAAUGGGGACAUUAUAAAAGGGAAUGCCCCCAGCUGCGGGACCGUUCCACCUGGAUUCGCCCCGGCCCACCACCACCACCGAGAGCAGCCGCAGCCCACCACUACCAGGACAUCGUGGCCACACCGUAUGGUUCAGCAGUUCCCAUCACAACGGUAGAACAGUGGGAGGUACUGCACGAGGCAGAUCCCGUCCAGGCUAAUGCUGACAACCGCCAGCAUCACAGGCAGACCGUGUAUCUGGAGGGUAAAGCGGUUCAGGGGCUACGUGACUCAGGAGCCACCAUCACCCUGGUAAAAAGUCACCUGGUCUCAGACCAAGCUAAACUAAGUAAGACUGUGGCCGUCAGGGUAGCCGGGGGAGCAGUAUACCGGCUACCUACAGCAAGGGUACAUUUGCAUUGGGGAGCGGGGGCAGGGCAUGUGGAGGUGGGGUUGAUGCCGCAGUUACCGGCGGAGGUUUUAUUGGGGAACGAUCUGGGGAGGCUCACAUCUGCUUUUGAGCCCCAGACACCCACCACAGGAGAAGCUCACCCUGUGGUUACUCGACAACAGGCCCGCACCCAGGACUACAACACACUCCCGGAGGUUCAGGUAAGAGAUCCUUCCCCUUCCCUUGACUGUGUUCCCUGGGCCCCUCCUAACGAAUUUGCAGCUGAGGUAGUGACUGACCCCACCUUGCAGGUGUAUAGGGACAAGGUGACAGCAGACACGCCUGGGGGGGAGGGCGAAAGGUUUAUUUGGGACAAACAGCUGUUAUAUCGGGAGACGGAUAAGAAGGUAUCCGGGUCAGACCCGAUUGUGAUGAGGCAGUUAGUGGUACCUCAGCGGUACCGGGCGGAGUUACUACGGAUAGCACAUGACAUUCCGCUAUCUGGACAUUUAGGGGUCAGCAGGACCCGAUACAGGUUAACCCAAAGUUUCUUUUGGCCGGGAAUUAGCCAGGAGGUGCGCAGGUAUUGCAACACGUGCGAUACCUGUCAAAGGGUGGGGAAAAGGGGGGACCGGCGCAAGGCCAAGUUACAUCCCCUUCCCAUAAUCGAGGAACCCUUUAGCAGGGUAGCAGUUGACCUAAUAGGACCCCUCAACAAAGCGAGCCCGUCAGGUAAAAGAUUUAUCCUGACAGUAGUAGACUAUGCCACUAGAUAUCCAGAGGCGGUGGCCCUGACGAAUAUACAGGCUGAGACAGUAGCAGAAGCCCUGAUGAAGAUAUUCUCCCGGGUGGGACUCCCCAGGGAGAUUGUCUCCGAUCAGGGCACCCAAUUCACCGCCGAAGUCACGCAGCGCCUCUGGAAGUUUUGUGACAUUAAGCCGGUCAUUAGUUCCCCUUACCACCCCCAGACGAAUGGGCUCUGCGAACGUUUCAACGGUACAUUGAAACAAAUGCUCCGAACCUUCGCAGAGACCCACAAGGACUGGGAGAAGUUCCUGCCCCACCUCCUCUUUGCUUAUAGGGAGGUGCCGCAGGAAUCCACUGGGUUUUCCCCAUUUGAACUAUUGUUUGGCUGCAGGGUACGAGGGCCUUUAGAUUUGAUCAGAGAGCAUUGGGAGGGAGAACGGAGCACUGACGGUACCCCCAUCAUACCAUAUGUGUUGGCAUUCCGAGACCGCCUUGAGGCCUUAACUCAGACGGUACGCGAGAAUUUGCAGGCGGCUCAGACACGCCAGCGCACAUGGUAUGAUCGGGGCGCCAGGGACCGUAGCUUUCAGGUCGGGCAGAAGGUGUUGAUCUUAAAACCUGUCCGACACGAUAAGCUGCAGGCCGCCUGGCAGGGCCCUUAUAAGGUGGUAGAACAACGGUGUGACACCACUUAUAUAAUCGGCUCGUGCGUUGGUACUGGGGGGCGACGCAUGCUCCAUGUAAACAUGAUGAAGCCCUACCAGGAGCGCUCUGAGGAAGUGACCGCUAUAUGUGCGCCUAACUCCGAGGAGUUUGACAGUUUGCCUCUCCCGGAUCUGCUGGGAGAGGGUCAGUUAUCCGGGGACUUAGGGGAAGUCACCCUGGGGGAUCGGUUGAGCCCACAGGAGCGGAGCGAGGUACAACAGCUGUUGAGGGAGAAGCAGGAUAUCUUCUCUAAUGUACCUGGUUACACUCCUCUGGCCACUCACAGAGUAGACACCCCAGGGCAACUUCCCAUGCGUCAGACCCCGUACCGCAUCCCAGAAGCGGUACGGGCGAACAUGCGCAAGGAGAUCGAUGAGAUGCUCCAGCUGGGGGUGAUUGAGCCCUCCGACAGCCCCUGGGCAUCUCCGGUAGUACUAGUACCAAAGCGGGACGGCACGACCCGGUUUUGUGUAGACUACCGGAGAUUGAAUGAGAAGACGGUAUCUGACGCCUACCCCAUGCCCAGGAUAGACGAACUCCUGGAUCGGAUGGCGAGGGGGCACUAUCUCACCACGAUUGACUUGUGUAAAGGGUAUUGGCAAAUACCCUUGGCGCAAGACGCCAUCCCUAAGUCGGCCUUUGUCACCCCAUUCGGCUUGUACCAAUUUAAGGUCAUGCCGUUUGGGAUGAAAAACGCCCCGGCUACUUUUCAGCGGAUGGUGGACCGCCUCCUGGAUGGGUUCCAAGAUUAUACCUGCGCAUACCUCGAUGAUAUUGCCAUUUUCAGCAAUACCUGGCAGGAACACCUGACCAAAUACCCUGGUGUUCCUGCCAGGUAUUGCUGAAAAUGGCAAUAUCAUCGAGGUAUGCGCAGGUAUAAUCUUGGAACCCAUCCAGGGUAUAUAGGAGCGGUCCUAGACAGGAUUAGGGCCGCUGGUUUAACACUGAAACCAGCCAAAUGCAGCAUAGGCAUGGCUGAAGUACAAUACCUAGGUCAUCGAGUAGGAUGCGGCAAGCAAAAGCCAGAACCAGCCAAAGUAGAGGCUGUAGCUCAAUGGCCUACCCCUAGGACUAAGACUCAGGUAUUAGCGUUCCUAGGAACGGCCGGAUACUACCGGAAAUUUGUCCCGAAUUACAGUGCCCUGGCCAAACCUCUCACCUACUUGACCCGUAGAAACCUACCCCGCCAAGUAACCUGGACCCCGGAGUGUGAACAGGCAUUUCAGUUGUUGAAAGAUGCAUUGACAAAUGCCCCUGUCUUGGCAGCUCCCAAUCCAACUAAACGUUUUCUUGUCCACACAGACGCUUCUAUGUUUGGAUUGGGAGCAGUAUUGAGCCAAGUCGGGGCCGAUGGCGGAGAACAUCCCGUGGCUUACAUCAGCCGGAAACUGUUACCUCGAGAAGUAAGCUACGCCGCCAUCGAGAAAGAAUGCCUGGCUGUGGUGUGGGCCCUGAAGAAAUUACAGCCAUAUUUGUACGGACAAGCUUUUUCCCUGCUCACGGAUCACAACCCGUUAGUAUGGCUAAACCGGGUGGCUGGGGACAAUGCCCGGCUGCUGCGCUGGAGUCUGGCGCUGCAGCCCUUUGACUUUAAUAUCCAGUACCGCCCGGGUAAACAGAAUGGAAAUGCUGAUGGGUUGUCUCGACAAACUGACCUAGAGAAAUGAUCCGUGAGCCUCCCCGGACAUCCCCAAGCCGAUCCGUGUUGGAUCAGACUGUGUAUGCCGGCUUGUGGGCAAGGGGGAGCAGUGUAGCGGAUAGCACCAGGCGACCCUACAAAUAUACUGUAUAUACCUGCAUUCGUGUAUCUGCUGUGUUUUUCUAUGUAUUAAAGAGAAUUGUAUUCCUCUGAUUGUUCGGUAGUUUCAUUCCCUUAGUUUAUUCGAAUGAAACUACCGAACAACCAGACCUCCCCUGUGUGAAGUGUGUCCUCAAUUACCUGUUGCAACAUUGUUGCGAACGGGUAAUUGAACAGUAAGUAGCCGUCCUUUGUUCUCGGGGGUGGCCGCCAUUCGACAAACGAACACGUGGCGGCGGCCAUUUUAAAACUCCCGAACAGCGGUGUUUUGCCGUCGAGUGUCUGGAACUAAAAUCGGACACUCGAGUAGGCGAACACCGCUGAGACCUCCACAGCCCUGGUCCGUUCGGUUCCAAACUACCGAACGGCCCCUCGUUCGGUAGAUAGAAAAUACCGAACGAGGGGAUUCAGGCGAACCCUCCCUAGCCUCUAUAGCUAGAGGUUUUCGUGUAUUUUAUUCCCUUAUGCCAGGACCGACCGCAGGGCCCAUUCACAUGGAACCGAAUUCGGCUAUCUCAGUUCGUGCGGUCGGUCAUUUUAUUCCCUCCAUACUUUUCCCGAACCCCUGGUCUGAUCUGGGUGAUUUUUGGAUAUGUUGUUCACCCAGAUCAGGGGUAUCCAGGGGAUGUAGGAUUUAAAGAGGUACCCCUACGUUUAGGGGUACAUCCAGAAACGGGGGGAAUUGGUGUGCUGGAUAAGGGGAUUAUGAUGCUGGCUGAGGGGAGGAGAUGUGUGGGAGGUUACCAGGACAGGAUUGGCUACUGUAAUAAUUACUGUAAAUCCCUCCCUUGCAUGGGAGCAUGCUUUAUAAGGAGACUGUGAUUAAAGGCUUUCAGUUAUGCUCCUGAAACUGUGUGUCGUCCAGUUAUUGGGAUUGCUGUUGGGAUAUUGCUGUAUUUUACCUGCUGGAAGCCUUGCCUGUGGAUUUACUAUUUACUUGUUCCUGAGUCCCACUUGGAUUAUAAGCGGAGAUAACCCGGGUAAUAUUGCAUCUCCGCUACAUAUGGGAUCUUAGGCUUUACCUGGCUGACGACUGAAGCAGUAAUAGACUCUUCUCUGGGAGGAGCAUCCUGCGUUCCGUGUGCCAUCACAUACUCCUGUACAUCCGCCAUCAGUACUGUCAGUAUUUCUAGGGGUACUGGCUGUGGUAAAAAUUCCAUCCUGGUCUUCAUUUCCUUUUGGAAGGGGGUUUCUUCCAUGGCUGGUGGGGGUGUAACGCUGUGAGCUCUGUCUCCCUCCAUCAAUUCAGCAAUCAGGACAGCUUUAGGCUUAUUGCUGGCUAUCUUACCCCUGGCUUCCAAUAGUUCCUUUAACGUCUGCCGUUUCAAUGCAGUGUAGUCUGUCUCCAUUCACCUCUGUGUUCGGUUCUUUGCUGCAUCCGAAUUGCCAUUCACUUUCCUGUUCGGUAGUUUCAAUUACGCGAACACCGCUUUUCGGCUGUAAGGUUGGAUCCCGUCACUUGCCACCAAUUGUAGCGGAGCUGCAAUAUUAAAUCCCAAGAUCUCCACUGGUAUAGAAGGUAAUCCAAAGUAAAGCGCUGGAAAAGAAGGCAAUAUCCCAAAUCCCCCCCAGAGUCAACUGACAAUUUUAUUCACGGCUCCAGGAGUCAACUGACCAUUUUAUUCACGGCUGUUAGCCUAUGCAUGCUCUCUAUUCUAAAACACACGAAUAAAUUUUUACACCAGGUUAACACAGCUAUUUCAGACAACCUUUAAAUGUUCUGCAAUAUGACCUAAAGUGGCUAGGUUUGCCACACAUAUUCCAGGGGCAUUCCCCACUGGACCUUAGAGUAGACUACAGUAAAGUACACAACUUAAUUUUCUGGUCCAGGACAUACAUAACAAAAACACCCAAAAACAUACUGUUAACAAUUGGGUACCCCAUCAAGUCCUAUAUAGCCUGGAUCUGAGCGCCCAAUAUAUCCGAAAAUGGCUCAGAUAUCACAAAUGUAGCCGAAAUGCCACUGGUGUAUAGUUUAGACUGACCGCACACGAGGCGCCUGCCCAAAAGAGUUCAAUGAAUUCAGACUGAGCGGCCGGUCUCUUUCGGGAGUAUGAAAUAUAACAAAAUGAUGAAGAUAACCAUUAGUAAAUAAGUGGGUGGUGUGUCCCUCGUUCGGCAGUUUGCUCCCACCAAACGCCGCUACUCUCAGACGAAUAGAAAUGAACAAAUGUUGAAGUGGAAGUUCCAGCAGUGUUAGCGCCUUCAAGUGUCCGAUUCACUCCAUACACUCGAUGACCAAAUACCGCUGGAUGUGUUUGCAAAACAAGAUGGCUGCCGCCCUGUGUUCGUCCAUACGAAUGGCGGCCACCCAGCUUUUCCGAAGAUGUUAGUGAGGUCAAGUAGGUUAAUGAGCAGGACACGACUGUUCUGGGUGGUCUAUCUGUUUGGUACUUUGUUCGGUAUACGAACCAAAUGGGGCAAUCUGUUCGGUGAAGUUCGUAUACAGAGCCAGUCAAUGCAAAGUAAUAAUUCAGGAACAGGGGGAUCUGUUACAGUUACGAAGUGAGAAUUGUCAUGAAUUUAAUGUGAAAUUACCUGAACCUGUACCGCGGGAUCCUCCAUAGACACAGCCAAUCCCUGAAGAAGUCGCUGAUGAUUUUCGGGGGGGUGGGGGAGAGUGGUCCCUAAAUCCCUUUAUGUGAGGGGUUUAGGGACCAGAGGAGGUGGUUUUAUUGUGGAAUAUAUCAGCCAACUAUUCAAAGUGUGCAAUAGCAGUAGUAUCAAAGUAUAAACACUUCUCAAUGAUUUUCACUCCCGCUUUGAAGGUGGUUUGUGUCUUAAUAUUUCCAGAUAAGGAAGCACUUGUUACGGAUGUGAAGAUGGAGGAUGAGAAGCCAAAUGUUGAGGACCUUCCAAACCCAGUGAACAAUGAAAUCUGCACAGAUCAAGCCAACGGUGAGUAUUCUAGAACUCCUUCUAUAUCACAGAAUGAUAUCAAAGAAGUGGGAAUUCAUGCUUUGUGUUCUGACAAGGUGAACACACUAUUAUUAAGAAACUAUUCUGUUCUGAAGCUCUCAGCUUGGAUCAUGGGUUUAUCAUCAGUUGCAGUUGCCAGGCUGGCGAUGAGAUCCUGGCUGAAAUCCUGGACUGCGGUUACAGCUUUUUAAGCAUCUUUAUGCCAGCUUCCAUUUGAAGGCACAAACUGUUUGGUUCUUCUCUGGUACAUGAAACAGCAGAAAGAUCAUACUGAUAAAAUGAUCGGUCUUGCAGUUUCAGCAGACAGCAACAGGAUGUCAGGCCCGGUGAGAAGCAAUCCCAUAAUAUUACAAACUAAAGGAGAAAAUUAUGACACUAGACAGAGAGUGGGAGGAAGACUACCAGCAUUCAUUCAGCAAUGGGAGCGGAUCGCUCAAACCCUUGGGUGUUGAAAACCAUCAGAAAUGGGUACACAAUAAGAUUUCUGGAGGUUCCUCCUGCUCAGUUUCUUUGUUCAAUAAAUUCUGCUCAAGUAAAGACAGAUGUCCUACUACCUGAAUCUCUGGUCCCUCCCCAAACAGGAGUAAUAGAAAAAGUUCCAAAGAAAGAAUGUUUUUUAAGGGAUCUAUUCAAGACUUAGCAUUGAAACGAGAGAAUUCCUUCUGUUCCAUUCUGGAUAUAAAGAAUGUGAACAUAAGCAUCUAAUAUCAAAGAUUCUGAAUGGAGACGAUUUUAUCAGUUACCCACAUGCUACGCAGAGGAGAUUAUAUGGUCACUUUAGAUUUUAAGGACGCCUAUCUUCACUUUCCUUUGGCAUUGAGCUGAGAUUUACAAUCAAGUCAGGAAGAAGGAUUUUGCACUUUCAAUUAAGAGCCCUCCCAUUUGGCCUCUUCAGAGCUCCAAGAAUCUUUACCAAACUUCUUUCUUUGGCAGUCGAGCUCUGAGAAAAGGGUAUUGUAGUUGUCCCUUAUUUAUGCGAUUUGGCUUCUAAAAGCCAACUCAGGUCUGCAACUGCCAAGAAACAAAGUUAUACUUUAAGCCGGUCAGGAACAGGGAUAGCUGGUAAACUGGGAAAAGUCACAUUUUAUUCCUGCAAUAAGAAUUAUAUUUUUAGGUCUAGAAGUAAACUCCAGGUCUCUUUCUUACCUUCUGACAUGGAAGCUUGAGGGGGAAGUUUAGAAAGAGGUGACUGCUCUGCGAAUAGGUUCAUCCGGCUUCAUUACACAGGUAAUGAGCACAUUUGGAAUUUUUACUUAUCGUAUUCCUGCAGUAAAGUCGACAAAAUGCGAAUGAGACACAUUCAAUUGGAAAUUCUUCAAACUUGGUCCAGGGAGCAGGAGGAUUUGCACUCAAGAAUUCUCCAUCUCCACCAAAGUUUGAAACUACUUACAAUAGUAAAUUCAUUAGGAUUUCCGGUGUCUAGGCCUCUCCUUCCACCAAUAAGACUGACUGACUUACAAUUACCACAGAUGCCUCAAUAACUGAUUGGGGUGGUCCCCUAAAUUCUUUAUUCCACCAAGGCAGAUGGUCUUUAGAGGAGGCAAAACAUUCAUCCAACUUCAGGGAACUGAAAACAGUUCUGAGGACUCUACAUGCUUUCGGUUCUCCCAUACCUUCUCUUCCUGGCUUUGUGCACCGAUUAUGGCAUGGCUAGUAAAGAACAUUUCUGCCAUUCACAUCGGUGGAGUAGAUAACAUUAUAGCAGAUGACCUAAGCAGGGCACAGUGUACCCGAAAAUGUUUGCAAGAAUCACAAAGAAAAUUGGCCAGCCAGAAAUAAAUCUCAUGGCAACCAGACUAAACAGGAAAGUACCUACUUUUGGAUCUCUAUACUAAACAGAGCAGCUGGCGUUUUUCGACAGCCUCACAUAUAUUUUCCCUCCAGUCUCCAUGUUUCCACGUAUUCUUCAGAAAAUAAGAUCAGAUAAAGCAGCUACGAUGACCAUCAUUCCCUGCUGGCCAAAUCAGAGUUUAUUUUUGGAACUGAAACAAAUGGCCUUGUCAAGUUGGGAACUUCCUCUCAGUGGAAAUACUCCAGAUGUUUUAAUUGUUUAAUUUCCUGAGGUUAAUUCUCAGUCAUUUAAAUCUGCCAGAAGAAUUGGUGAACUUCAGGCACUGUCCUGCUCAUCAGAUUUUACUAUUUUCCAUGAUGAUAUAAAGUUGUGCUUCCUCACAAACUCUCCUUUAUACCCAAGGUGCUUUCCAAGACCCACAUCAACCAAACCAUCAUUCGUCCCACUUUGUGCCAGACAACCUCUUCUCCUAAAUAAGCUAAGUUACACUUGUUAUAUAUGAAGAGACCUGGAAAUUUAAAUCAACUGUUCCUCAUCUUGCAGGGUCUCUGGAAACCUUUUCAUAAAUUGUUAAGGCGUGCUUAAGGGUAAAGAAUCCUCCAAGACAACUAUUGCCAGUUGGUUCUACAGAGACCAUCAAAAUGAUGUGAAUGGUCAAUCUCUUAAAGGCUUAUUCCACGAGAGUUGUGGCCACCUCUUGGGCAGUGAAAGCAUUGGCCGCUCCUGAGGAUAUCUGUAAGGUGGCUACACGGUCAUCAAUCAUCUGCUAUCUCCUGACUAUCCACCCAUUAAAGGAAUCUUGCUAUACACCCCUGUACUGCGACUACUACUUGCUGUAAAUUCUUUGUUCUUAGUUUAGCGGCAGUACAGAUUUCCUUCCCCGUGUAAUAAAGUUUUUUGAUGUUUUCGCAUUAUUUGGUCUCCUGGUUCUUUAUGCAUGUUAUAGAUAAUGUUUAAUAAAAUGAACAAUAAUAAAGUUUCCUCCUCUUUUAAAGUGUUCUUCGUGAGUCUUUUUACAUACGGUGUGUGCACACAUAGUCAGCCCUGAGGGUUUAUAAAUCCCUUCCACUAUAAGCCACUCUCAGAUCGUAGCUUGCGGAGUUGCUAUAGGGGUUAAUUGAAGGUCAUUUCUGUCUUACUUUCUUACAUUUGAAUUGAAAUCAGCAUUUUUAUAAAAGGUAUUUGAUUGCACGCUGGAAGCAGAAGGCUGUGCUUCUUAUAGUGAAGCAUUCCAUGUGCCGUAGGUCCAGAGCGUGUGACCUCGUCAAGCAUUGAAGAAAAGGAGAAAAUGUAUUGAUUGGUUUUAUUGUAUUAGUGAAAGAGGGCCCUAAAUAUUAAAAAUAAAUCAAUGUAUUUUUACCGUUGGUGUGUUCCUUUACGGGAUCAAAUCAAACCUUGAGUUGACGACCAGUGACUUUCCUAGGUUUUUGCAAACCUGCUGCUUACUGCUCUUUUUUAAUGGGUCUGUCCCCAACUCGAGCUGCUGUAUGCAAUGCCAGACACCUUACCUGCUGUCUUACCGCCCCUUUAAUACCGCCUAACCUGCAGCACUGCUGUGUAUAUUAAUGGCAUGAAAGCCUGUAGUAAUGAUUGUGGUCCAUUCAUGUCAUUUUACAUAAAGGCCGCUCCUGACAGUUAAUUUCCUGCACACAGGAUGUUUGGAGCCUGCCAUCAAGAAUAUGGACGUGAAGAUGGAGGAAUGGAGGCCAAACGGAGAGGAGUUACAGCCGUCUGCAGGUGAUAAACAUUUGUUGAGUAAUAUUUGUAACAUCCAUACGUAGAUAGAACAGCGGCUCUGUCACUUUGCAGGGUCUUUACAUAAUUUGCAAUGACCCCGUUGGUGACAUUGCAGCUUGAGGUGUGGUGUGCUGAGGGUGCAGCAGAGGUAAAAGUCAGUUAAACUUGCUGAUCCUUUCCCCUCACAGCGCUGCCACUGUAAUAUACUUCCCCUUGUGCUCAGGAGGAUAACACUGAUGUCUAUGUAGGAUCAAGCGAGACUGCGGGAGCUUCCGUAGAUGUUGGAUCUCAUUGAAAGAGUCAAUGCCUUGUUUCUAAACUCAUUGCUAGUGAUAACAGUGGGAAGCAACUAAUCUUAAUGGCGUUAGUUCUGCCUUUUGUCAGUCUAGUCGUUUGCCAGAAGACCAGUAUUUUGUACAAAAGGGACGCAGGGUUUAACUCACAAUCUCUUGUUGGCAGGACUUCCAGCGGCCGGACCGGCACUUUUACAAGUCCAACUCCAGAAUGAAAACCUGAACCUUGCACAAGGUCCAAUACUAAUCAAUAACAGCAUACAAACCGUUCCAGUGGGCCGUGAGUAUCCUCUAACUUGUGUUUCAUUGUCCCAUGCAUUCCAGCUGGGCACACCUACCAGUCCAGGAUUUAGGGAUUACCCAGUUGUGCCUAAAGUGUGGUGUUUGUUUUUUUUUUUAAAACUAAAACCAGCUUAGACACAACAAUUUAUUUCAUAUAGCUCUUUUAUUAAAAAUGAUUUGACAAACUGACACAAAAAAGAAUUUGGGCAGUCCGGUUUAGAAUUAUUUUAACAGUGUUUUAAAAUAUUUGCCAUCAGUCCCCUAGUGAGAGACACAUGAUUGCUUUGUAUUUGGAAGCAGACAGUUUGUGUGAGGAUUCUGGGUAAUGCACUUGUCUCUUUCUCUUUUAUUAGAAUACAUUUUGAUUGAGAAUCAAAUUCCAACAUCCAAUCUUUUAAAUUAUCCCGUGGUACUUCAUCAAGUAGCGGCUGGACCCACAGACCUUGGCCACAUUGCCAGUCCAGUAAAUAAUAACCCGGGUACAGACGUUGUACGUACCACCAAAAAGAUUGCCCCACAUCCAGGGCCAAACCAGCCAGAGGAGUCACAUACCUGUUCCGAUUGUGGGAACAAAUUCAAGAGUAACAGCGAACUGAGCAAACACAGACUUACUCACAGCAACAAUAACUCUACCCAGAGCGUUAGUGACCAGCCCGGUGCGUCCAGCCACCAGAAAAGCCCUGCUACAGAGAAGGCAUUUACUUGUACUACUUGUGACAAAACAUUCACCAAGGAGGGCAGCUUCCGUUUGCAUAUGGACAACCACAAGGAGCAGAGCAAUCAUAUGGGAACUCCAAGGCAUUCAAAGGGUAAUGUAUUCAUUCUGAGCCUCACUACUGAUGAAUAACAUGCAGGCUUACCCCAAAAUAAAGAAGACCUAUUGUAAAUUUUUUUGGCAUAUCAUGUAUAAACAGAUGCAACUUUACAGAGUUCUCAUGUCCAUAUCCCACUAGUGUAAAAGAUAUAUUUGAGUUUUUGGUUAAUUGGCUCCCUCCAAUGUGAGCGGCCGCACUCCCAUUGUAAACUGCUGUGUUCCCUCCAGUGUGAGCAGCUGCUGCUGUGCUCCCCUCCCCGUGUGAGCUGCGUGCUCCCCUCCCUGUGUGAGCUGCGGCACUCCCCUCCCUGUGUGAGCUGCGGCGCUCCCCUCCCAGUGUGAGCUGCGGAGCUCCCCUCCCAGUGUGAGCUGCGGCGCUCCCCUCCCCGUGUGAUCUACGACGCUCCCCUCCCCGUGUGAUCUGCGGCGCUCCCCUCCAGUGUGAGCUUUUUCCCAAAAUAUAGCCCCAUGUACAAAGCUUUAAAGCUCCCUACCAUCAUAAAUUAUUUUUGCACCAUCUCAUAGCAAUAAAAAUAAAGCCAAUAUUUAUUUUCUUUUUCAUCUGUUCGAGAGGGUUUUUUUUUCAUUUACAAAUUGAACAAAUAUGUCAACAUCUCCCAGAUGAAGACUCUACUGAGUAGAAAUUAUUCUGUGGCGAGUGCAGUGGACCCUUCAGGCUUUCCGUGGCUAAUAACUUUUAGACCUAGAAAUGAAAAUAUCAAGUUCUCUAUUAGACCGAAUUUAGGACAUCUAGUAAAAUAUAGUAUGUUUUUGUUAGAAUUCCUUAUUAUUUUCAGAGUAUUGGACUCCUUUUUAUAUUUUAAUCAGGAAAACAAAAAUCCGUUCUUGCCUUUAAAGUGACUGUUACGUCGAACUUGCCUUUUCCCAGUCUCUCUCAGAAUCUGUUCUUCUUUUCUUCAUUUCUGAUCUAGUUUUCUUUAAAACAUAAGACAGGGACUAUUUUGCCCUCUGUAUUUUUCCUACGCCUGACUUUCUUUGACCAAAGGAGGAGCUCAAGCUCGCUCUAUUUCCUGUGUCAGGGAGGAGGGUGAGUACUUUCUCUAACACAGAAAAUGGAGCGGAUUUAGGCUCCUCCUUUGGUCAAAGCUGGUCAAGCGUACGAAAAAUAUAGAACACAAAGUAGUCCCUACUGUGUCUUAUAUUUUAAAGAAAACUAGAUCCGACAGGAAGAAACGAACAGAUUCUGAGCGAGGAAGAGACGGGGCUUAGACCUUUCAUUUCAUUAUUCUUAACUGGCAUCAGAAUGUGUUCACCCGUGAGAGGUCCCACCUUGGGAUAGGUCACUGACCUCAUGUGUAAGUGUCUCUGCAGGAUCUAGCACUGUUACGGCCUCCUUCACGCUGAAUGGUAACUGGGAGAGUGACUAGUAGUUACCGAUGGAUUUACUUCUCUUUGGUUAGAUAAAAAAACAACUGAAUAUGAAUUUUGUAAAGUCCUUCCUGUAAAGAUUUAAAGUGACAGUGCUGCUUUAAUUCCAGUCCUUAAAAUAUAGUUCAUGCCAGAUCUCCAUUACUGCAAGGACUAAAACAGCCCCAGCCAUGACCAUCACGUAGUUGGAGAAAUGUUCCCAAAGCGGCUGUUUUUGCAUAACCUUUUCACUAGAAUUUGCUUUUUAGUGAAUAACGUGCGUCGUGAUCUGCUAAAAUGAACGCAGCCCUUAAACUCUUUAAUUGGGGAAUGGCCAACUUUCAUCUUAUUUGUGUAUUGUUAAAGUAUUUUAUUAAGGCACAGACAUUAAAUUAUUCUACUUUUUAUUUAUUAAAUAACUGUUUAGUCCCCCACGGCCCCCUCUUACACUCCACACACUGUCAUUUCGCUAACAAAUUGCUGACCAACAGAUAUUGAAUCACUUGUGUUUAAUUGUCCCAAGAUGAAACUCAUUCUAAAUCCGUAUGAUCUGAUUUGCAAUGGAUGUUGAGAGCCUUACAUUGUGACUGGUUAAUGGUCUGUCUGGAAGAUAAUAACCAGAUGCCAUAAACCAGUUCCAGGCGUUUUCUACUCUUUCAUUGGAACAUAUUAACUGUAGAUCAGUUUGUGCACAGAUAGACGUUUAUUAUAAUCUGAAUACAAUCUAAAAUCCCGGUAUAAACAGCAGGGUCUACCUAGCAUGAAGUAAUGGAACCGCAGAGGAUUGUGAGACAUUAGAUGACAUGUCAGCAAGGGCACUAAUAUCCACCAUGUCUGUUAAACCGUGCGCCGUAUGGCCUUGCUCACGUACUUGGUAUGUGAAUAAAAUCUCACUGUUUAUCUUUUUAUUUUGACAAUUUGUGUUGGUUCAGCACCAUCAUAUCUCCAACAAUUCUUCUUCUUAUUUUAUUAUUUAUAUAGCGCCAUCAGAUUCCGUAGUGCUGUACAAUGAGAGUUCUUCAUGGUUAUUAGUGUUUCACACAUAGCAAUAUGGAAUACAUUUGGCAACAGUGUAACAACAUUAGUGCGCGAUGACAUUCGUGUUUAUACAGCGUGUCUAAUUACAUUUCUGAGCCAUCUGUUUGUCAUAAAACAACACCUUAACAUUCAGACAUAAACCAAUUGUGAAAGUAAAAAAUUAGGGGGAUGGUAGUGAGUGUUGGAAAGGGGAGGUGAAUGCUGCUGACUGUUUAUCAUUUUUAUUGCAGCGCCAGAGAGGAAUAAAGUGGAUGAGCUGCUGCAGAAGCCCUCUCAUUCCCUGACCAUGCAAGAGAAGCUAGACCUGAAAAGGUUAGGUCCUCCACAACCCAACAUUGCUAUAUUGCAGACAGCAAAAGACAGAGGAAAACAAUAUAACCGCAACUUUAACCCCCAAUGGUAUAAGAAAAAGAGCUGGCUUUGUGGUAGUGUCACUAAAUCGGCUUUAUUUUGUUUCCCUUGCUUGUUAUUUGGUGGUGAUGAGACUUGGACCAAAACCGGAGUCACCGACAUCAAGCAUUUGCCAGUGAAGGCUCAGAAGCAUGAAAUCAGCUCAUCACAUGUGGAAAACUGUCUGAACUUUAGUAUGCUGGGAACAGUGGGUACUGGGACACAACUGAAUCCUUACCCUCUUAGGAGCGUCAGAAAACACAAUGAAGAGGUCGAUAAAAACCGGCACAUUCUUUCAAAACUUAUAGAUUGUAUUCGUUUCUGUGGUGCUUUCGAAUUGGCAUUACGUAGCCACGACGAAUCCGAAUAUUCUUCACAUCAUGGGGUGUUUCUGGGCUUGGUAGACCUUGUUGCCAGUCUAGAUAGUGCGAUGGAGCAACAUUUGAAAACGGCAACUGUUUUUAAAGACGUCUCAAAAUCUAUCCAGAAUGAGCUUCUGGAUAUCAUGCUGGAUGUUACCCGGCAAGUCAUCCUACAAGAAAUGAAAGAAGCAGAUUUUGUGGCAAUACAGAUAGAUGAGACCACGGAUGUGACACCAAAGCCUCAGGCUGUUCUAGUGUACAGGUACAUACACAAAGGCAGAGCUGUAGAAAGAUAUUUUGGCUUCAUAUCUUUGGAUGGGUCUAAUGCAGAAACCAUUGUUGCGUCCUUUUUGGAAAAAUUAAACGUGGCUUUCCCACGGCACGAUGACAAAGCAAAAUUAAUAGCUCAAAGUUAUGAUGGAGCUGGUGUGCUGCAUGGUGAAGAUGGAGGGAUGGCAAGAAAAAUAAAAGAUGUUUACCCAAACGCUCAUUAUGUUCACUGUUAUGCCCAUCAACUGGAUUUACUUAUACAGCAAGCAGCAUCCAGUGUCCCGGGAGUCCGAGUCUUCUUCUGUAACUUAGCUUCUAUCGCAGCUUAUUUUUCCCGAUCCCCUAAGAGGAUAGCUGUGCUUGAUGAAGUAGUGAGUAGAAGGCUUCCUGGUGCUACACGUCCACCGUGGAACUUUAGUAUCAGAACCGCGAAUGUCGUCUUAGAACACAGACAAGAUCUUAUCGAAUGUUUCAAAACCGUUCUGUCUCGUGCAGAUAAUUUUGAUGUUAUGUCUGUUAGUGAGGCCAAAUCAUAUGCAAUAUUACUCGAAGAAAGGGAAUUCCUGUACUUCCUAUGUCUGUUUAAAGAGAUUAUGCCGCACGUUGAUACCCUGUACAGCCAGCUACAGAAGACGGACACCAGUGCUGUGUUUAUUCGAAAUUCGAUCAAAGAAUUCACGCGCAACUUAAAAAAGAUCCGUGAUUCUAUUGAGGAUAUAGAGGGAAAAUUGCCAGAGCUGCCAGCAAACGCUAAAUAUUCGGGAAAACUGAUUGUAACAUUAAAUCAGAUCGGAAGGGAUGUGUGCAGCACUGUCAUAGAUUAUGCAAAAGAACACUUUUCAUUUUAUGACCAUCUUCUGGGUGCCAGUCUGUUGGCUACGGAGUUGUUUGACAAGUAUCUGCUUCGUUUUCCUUACAAAGUGCUGGACGAUACGGUUUACGCGUACCCUAUGCUGAACAAGGAAAGACUGCGCACUGAGCUAGAAAUAAUUUAUAAAAACAAGGAAUUUCGAUCCUGCGGUGGAGAAGUUGCAAUUUAUUCAUUUUUGAUUAGAAAUGACCUGAAUGAAGCUUUUAACGAGACGUUCACAUUGUUAAAAAUUUUAAUUACCACGCCAAUGCCAACCUCGGAAUCUGAUCGGUGCUUCUCAACAGUAAAGAAGAUAAAAACGUUUCUUCAAAGCUCAAUGGUCGAGCAUCGACUGGAGGCUCUGUCCAUGCUCUCAGUGGAAAGGGAGCUGGUAAACAACAUCCCUGACUUUAAUAACCGCAUCAUAGAGAAAUUUGCUGCUUUGAAAAAUCGCAGAGAACAUUUCAUGUACAAAUCCUAAAUUACUGAUUAAGACUACACUGGAUUCAGCUUUUAUUUAUUUUUUAUAUAAAAUACAGAUUAAGAAACAAAAAUACAGCUAAAAUUUUACAAAGCUACAUUAAAUCAACUAUUUCAGCAAACCAAUAUGGGGAUCCAGUUACACUAUAUUACAUAUUGUGUUAAGCCCACCACUACAUCACUGUACCCCAAUCGGUACUACACUAAUUACUUCACCGUACCCCAAUAUCGGGCCGGUCCUACACUAAUUACAUCACAGUACCCUAAUAUAUGUUGGUCCUACACUAAUUCUAACGUAGGACACAGAUCAAAUAGUGUCGUUUAUUAAUCUGUAAGGGCUAUGUGACUAUAUCAUGUAAACGGCUGAAAACACACGUUCCGGGUGUGCCCCAAAUCCCCCCUUUCUUCUAUUUUUUUUUUUUUUUUUUUAAUAAAACUUUUUGGGUUAAUAGUUUUUUGUAAUUGUUGCACUUUCUUCUACUUUUACUUAUGUUCCUGAUUCUUGUAUUAUACUGAGAGCUCAAACAAGGAAGUCUGACAUAUAUCUUGCCCAGGACACUUACGGGUAUGGUGAAACUGGGAUUCGAG